AUGCAGCUCAGCACGCAGCAGCCGGCAGGCAGGAUCCGGAGCCCGCGGGACAUCAGGGGCAGACGGCUCCUCCCCCAGCUUGGGACCCCAGAGGGGCUCAUUUCCCAGCUCAGGAGCAGGAGCAAACUCUUCUCUGCAGAGAUGAUUCUGUAUGUGCUGGGGGUUUGUUUGGCCCCUGGAAAUUUAAACUGCAAUCCCUUUAGCAAGUCCAGCUUCCAGCGAUCCAGUGCCUAUGGCCAGUGGAGUCUUGUCCCAGCCCACAUGCCACCUGAGCUUCUGCAGUCACGCUUUAUAGAUGACGACGAUGUUGCUGUUGUUGUGGCUGAUGUAAGAAGAGAUUUCUCAGUUGUCCACUACUCCCAGCCCGGCAUUCCCAGGUGUCCCCAUUCGGUGAUCAGCACUGCACAGACACUCACCAUGGAGUCUGGGCUCAGCUGGGUUUUCCUUGUUGCUCUGUUACAAGGUGUCCAGUGUGAGGUGCAGCUGGUGGAGUCUGGGGGAGGCUUGGUCCAGCCUGGGGGGUCCCUGAGACUCUCCUGUGCAGCCUCCGGAUUCACCUUCAGCAGCUACUACAUGAGCUGGGUCCGCCAGGCUCCAGGGAAGGGGCUGGAGUGGGUCUCAUACAUUAGUAGUAGUGGUAGCAGCACAUACUACGCAGACGCCGUGAAGGGCCGAUUCACCAUCUCCAGAGACAACGCCAAGAACACGCUGUCUCUGCAAAUGAACAGUCUGAGAGGCGAGGACACGGCCCUGUACUACUGUGCGAGAGACACAGUGAGGGGACAUCAGUGUGAGCCCAGACACAAACCUCCUGCGGGGCAGCGCGGGGCCGCCAGGGGGCGCCCAAGACACAGGAGCAGAGUCAGCCCAGGGGACAAUAAUGGGUAA
This is a messenger RNA of Lemur catta (Ring-tailed lemur), 888 nucleotides long. RefSeq lists its product as uncharacterized. Gene Ontology annotation, molecular function: immunoglobulin receptor binding; antigen binding. Gene Ontology annotation, biological process: B cell receptor signaling pathway; defense response to bacterium; phagocytosis, recognition. Gene Ontology annotation, cellular component: blood microparticle; immunoglobulin complex, circulating; external side of plasma membrane. Lineage: Eukaryota; Metazoa; Chordata; Mammalia; Primates; Lemuridae. The record is from RefSeq and is a predicted model, not a curated record.